AUAUUUAGAAUGGCUUACUUGGAGGCUGAACCAUAUGAAAUUGUCGAUUUUUCACGGUUUUGUAGGGUUUAAUUUAAUAUUUUACCUGAAAAUAUUUGUGUAAUGGCAACACACUAACGUAACAGCUGCUGUUGCAGAUCCAGUGAAAAUGCUGACGACUUCCCCCGAGUAUGCACAUUGUUCUUGGGGUAGCUGUGAAGUUCAUGGGCAGUGACUCCUUACUGAGUACAAUCCACAGACCUGUAAAAAUUUUGGUAACUCUCAGCAACUCAAAUACAAACUGACUCUAUCAUUUGGAAAUAUUAUGAUUCUAUAAAUUAUUACCUUGUUUUGAGAAGUCGAACACUUUAUACAUGAUUGUGUUCUGAAUUUACACCUAAUUCCACACAGAAACAUUGUCUUAGCUGAAAGAGACAUUAAAUGAAGGAAAUAGGCUGACAAGCGCUGAAACUACUGGGACAAUUUAAAUGAAACCAACCGAAACCAUGUUGUAUGUCUCCAGAGUACUUCACUGUAUUUUAUAGUGUCAAGGAUCAAUAAGACUAUCCUGUGACAUAGCCUAGUUUUCUGUAAUCAAACCGCUUUAGAAAUAUGUAGUUUUAAUUAUCUGAACAGAAAGGUAUUUUCAUUAGGUAAACCUAUGUGAGUCAGAAUGGAGUCGAUGGCAGCUAACAACAGCAAUAUGCCUCUUAGUAAACUAGCUGCUGCUGAGUCGAUUCCACUGCAUGGCGCCCCCAUGUGUAUCACAGUAGGAUACUGUGCUCCUUAGGAUUUUCAGUGGCUGAUUUUUCUGAAGUAGUUGCCAGGCCUUUCUUCUGAGGCACGUCUGGAUGGACUCAAUGUCCAAAUUUUUGGAUAGCAGGGGAGUUCCCUGUUUGCACCACCCAGGAACGCCAUGCCUUUGUGGUGUGAUAUAAUUUAUAGCUGUUGUUAGUAGCCAUCGAGUUGAUUCCGACUCAUGGUAACCCCGUGUGUGUCAGAGUAGAACUGUGACCUUUCAGAAGCAGAUCACCAGGCCUGUUUUCCAAGGUACCUCUGUGUGGGUUCCAGGCACCAGGCUUUCAGGUAAGAGUUGAGCACCUAACUGUCGGUGCCAGCCCAGCACUCUUGGAGCGCCGGUGGUGCAGUGGUUAAGAACUUGGCUGCUAACCAAAAGGUUAGCGUUAAGUCCACCAGCCGCUCCUUGGAAACCCUAUGGGGCAGUUCUACCCUGUCAUAUAGAGUUGCUGUGAGUUGGAAUUGACUGGACGGCAACAGGUUUGGAUUUUGGUGGGGGGAGGGGAAAUGUAAUUUAUGAUUUUUGCGUAUAUAUCCCCUUAGCCUUUAACUGAAUUAUUUAUGUAUAUGUUCUGUUGUAAUUUUAACGGUUUACAAUUGACUUACAAAUUUGUUACACAGAUUUGUUACACAGUAUUGCUAAAUGACCUUUCCUUCUUCGAGAAAACUGCUCAAAUAUCAAUAGAAUGAUUAAAAGCCUUCAGGCGUUCGUUGGCGGCCCUUGCAACCAGCUCUUCCCUGGGAAGAAGUCAGGCGUCUCGGGGCCCGUCCUCCAAGCCCCUCCUCUGAGCUCGUGCAGCUGGGCGGAGCCUAAAGCUGAGCCCCUUUUCCUGACCUCGGUGGGUCGGUGGCUGCGAGUGUUGGGCUGAAAAGACUUACUCGGUCUGUGUUUAUUUCUUGUUUUGCCCUCUUCACUCUAUUAUUCCUUGCACUUUUGCUUUUUGUUAUUUGCUUUUUCUUGUCUGUUAUUAGCUUUUUCCCCGGCGUUUCAUUUUUCAGCUGCCUGUUUUUGCUGGCUCAGAUUACUCCCACUUUGAAGAUGCCUGAAAUGUCUUCAUCUGGGAAAUCACGACUGACAUUUGUCCAGUUUCUGGAUCUGCCAGUCACACAACCUUGGACAAGUCCGUUUCUUCAUUGAUGGAUUUUAAAAUCGAACACACUUGGGAUGGUUUUCCAGUGCAGCAUGAGCCAGUGUUAGUCAGACUGAGUCCAGGUGACAGCGGAGUGAUGAUGGAAGUAAGUGCUCCAUUUUUCAAUGAUCCUCCGGACCCACUUGGAGAACCAGGAAAGCCUUUCAAUGAACUGUGGGAUUAUGAAGUUGUCGAAGCAUUUUUCUUGAAUGACAGAACUGAGCAGUAUUUAGAAGUUGAACUUUGUCCCCAUGGACAGCAUUUGGUGCUUUUACUCUCUGGAAGAAGAAAUGUAUGGAAACAGGGACUUGCUUUAUCAUUCAGAGUGUCCAGAGGAGAGACAAAAUGGGAAGGAAAAACAUAUCUUCCUUGGUGUUAUUUUCCACCAAAUGUCACAAAAUUCAAUUCAUUUGCAAUUCAUGGAUCAAAUGAUAAAAGACAUUAUGAAGCGCUUUACCCGGUACCUCAGCAUGAACUACAGCAAGGACAAAAACCUGAUUUCCAUCGUCUGGAAUACUUCAAGCCUUUCAGUUUUAACACACUGUUUGGAGAAGAGUGGAAACAGCCGAAAUCAGACCUGUGGCUAAUAGAGAAAUCUGAUGUAUAGGAGUAGAGUAGAAAACCAUAUCAAUCAUUUCUUCUCUAUACCUGUUAAGGUAAACCAAUAAUAAAUAUCAAUGUCUUUCAAGGCAUCAUGAACACAUUUCAACAAGUAUUUUCAUAGAUGUCACUGAAAACGUAGUAUCUCCAGGGAUAAAUGUGUAUGAAUUAAUGAGAAAUAAAAAGUUCGUGCAUGAUUUUAUUUGUAAAGUUGAAGUGUUUCACAGAGUCUCUUAGCCCCGGAACCAUGAUGUCAGCAGGGUAAAACUCUACCUUCUGGGUUGUAUCACCAUCACCCCAAAGAUUCCUGACUCCUAAACCAAAUAUCCUGACUCUGUCAACCAAAGUCAUUAUUUCUCUUCUCACUUUCCUUACCCCAGACAGCCUGAGACUGGAACGCCUUAUUUGCACAUUUUCGAACUCUGUGUAGUAUACAGUACUUACUAGGAAUCUUCUGUCCAUUCUUGAAAUGAUUAGAAAUCAGUGUCCUAUUUUAGUUCAGCAAGAAAUCCACAUCUGUUAAUACAUCAUCAAGAUACAUGAGUUAUUUAACCAGUUGUUUUUCUUGUUUUUGGCUAUUUUUACUCUGUAGAAGGAAAUGGAAUGAAGUAGUCUUGAAUUCAGGCAAUGAACUCUGCUUUCAUUUACAAAUAAGUGAAAUUUUCUUAAUGCUGUUAAACAGGAUGUCAAAAUGUCUUCUUUUUUUUGGAAACAUCAAACACUCAUGGACUGUGGUUCUCAAAUUCUGUGUUAUAAUAUUUCAGAACCUGAAGUGACCUUGUUGAUCAUCUAUGAACUUCUCUGCCAAACCUGAUCUUUCUCCAGCAUUCUUAACUCAGAAAUUGGCAGUCUUGUACAAGGUGAAGCAUUAUUUCUUGUAGUAGAGAUACCUAGAUGCCAAACUCGAUACACUUUUUCUUCUUCUCUACCGAUACAAUGUGAUUUUUUAGGGGCUCUGGUGGCGCAGUGAUUAAGAGCUCAGCUGCUAACCAAAAGGCAGGCCAUUUGAAUCCACUAGCCACUCCUUGGAAAUCCUAUGGGGCAGUUCUACUUUGUCCAGUGGUGUUGCUAUGAGUAGGAAUCAACUUGACGGCAGUGGUUUUUGUUUUUCCUGGUGGCACAAUCAGUAAAGUGCUCGACUGCUAAUUGAAAGAUCCAUGGUUCAAACCUACUACCCGCUCCAUGGGAGAAAGAUGUGGCAGUCUGCUUCCACAAAGAUUUCAGCUUUGGAAACCCUAUAAGGGCAGUUUUUUUUCUGUCCUGUAGGGUCUCUAUGAGUCAGAAUUGACAGGAUGGCAGCAAGUUUUGGAUCAAAAACUGCAUUUUCCCAGAUUCCUUUUCAGGUAGAAAUGGCCCUGUAAAAUACUUCAAGUCAGUGAGAUACAAGUACACGGUGUUGGCUGGAUCUUCAGAAAGAAAUGCUUUAAAGAUGAGAAGACUCAGGUGGCACACACCUUUGGUUUUUUGUCCUUCCUUUUUUCCUGAACUGCAGAAUCAAUACUUGAGGUAGCACAAUAGCUACACUGUGACAAUGAGAUGACAAUGUAGGGACAGCUGAGCAAGAGGACGAAGGAGUUUGAGUUCCAAAUAAUGUGAUAAAGCUAUGAUAUCAUCUCUGGACUGCCCAUCGACAGACUUCUUGAUAUGUGAAAAAAUAAACUAUGUAAUUUGUGUAUGCUACUUUUUAAUAAAAGUUUCUAUUAUGUGCAGCAAAAUACAAUCUCUAACUAAUACAUUAUUCUUUCAUUUGGGUGAAAAAUGU
Molecule: messenger RNA, 4269 nt
Organism: Loxodonta africana (African savanna elephant)
Lineage: Eukaryota; Metazoa; Chordata; Mammalia; Proboscidea; Elephantidae
Gene: C5H4orf33
Product: chromosome 5 C4orf33 homolog
Exons: 7
Coding region: 1915-2514 (199 amino acids)
Source: RefSeq, a predicted model, not a curated record